AUGUUUACAUCUAUCUAUCUAUCUAUCUAUCUCUGGCUUUCUCUUUGCUUAUUGACACUACCUGACCGAAUUAACGCCUGUCCGGUUGGUUUGGCCGGCUUUUCUCAUUUACCGCGCUCUUUCCUUCCUUCCUUCUUUCAUUUUUCCUUCUUUCCUUCAUUCCUUUAUUUCCCGUUUUCUUUCCUUCUUUCUUUCCUUCUUUCUGUUAUCCUUUUUUUCUUUCCUUCCUUCAUUCCUUCCUACUGUCGUUCUUUCCUUCCUUCUUUCCUUCUUUCUUUUCUCCUUUCUUUCUUUCCUUCUUUCCUUCCUUCUCUCAUUCUUUCCUUCCUUCUUUCCUUCUUUCUUUUAUCCUUUCUUUCUUUCCUUCUUUCCUUCCUUCUCUCAUUCUUUCCUUCCUUCUUUCCUUCUUUCUUUUAUCCUUUCUUUCUUUCCUUUUUUCCUUCCUUCUCUCAUUUUUCCUUCCUUCUUUCUUUUACCCUUUCUUUCAUUCCUUCUUUCCUUCCUUCUCUCAUUCUUUCCUUCUUUCUUUCCUUCUUUCUUUUACCCUUUCUUUCCUUCCUUCUUUCCUUCCUUCUCUUGUUCUUUCCUUCUUUCUUUCCUUCUUUCUUUUACCCUUUCUUUCAUUCCUUCUUUUCUUCCUUCUCUCAUUCUUUCCUUCUUUCUUUCCUUCUUUCUUUUACCCUUUCUUUCCUUCCUUCUUUUCUUCCUUCUUUUCUUCCUUCUUUCUUUUACCCUUUCUUUCAUUCCUUCUUUCCUUCCUUCUCUCAUUCUUUCUUUCCUUCUUUCUUUCGUUCUUUCCUUCCUUCUUUCUUUUAUCCUUUCUUUCCUUCCUUCUUUCCUUCCUUCUCUCAUUCUUUCCUUCUUUCUUUCCCCUUUUUUUUUCAUUCUUUCCUUUUUUCUUUCUUCCUUCUCUCAUUCUUUCCUUCUUUCUUUCCUUCUUUCUUUUCUUUCUUUCAUUUCCUUCUCCUUUCUUUUAUCCUUUCUUUCCUUCCUUCUUUCGUUCUUCCUUCCUUCAUUCUUUUUUCCUUCUUUCCUUCCUUCUUUCCUUCUUUUCAUUUUUCUUUCUUUCCUUCCUUCUUCCCAUUCUUUUCCUUCUUUCUUUCCUUCCUUCGCCUCCUCAUCCUCCUUCUUCUUCUUCUUCAUUUGAAUAACUUUUCUUUCUAUCAGAAUCUGUUCAGUAUAUCUCCCAUUCUCUUAUACUCUCUCUGUCUAUCUCUUUCUAGUAAUUCUUUCACUCUCUGUCUAUCUCUUUCUAGUAAUUCUUUCACUCAUUGUCUAUCUCUUUCUAGUAAUUCUUUCACCCAUUGUCUAUCUCUUUCUAGUAAUUCUUUCACUCUCUGUCUAUCUCUUUCUAGUAAUUCUUUCACUCUCUGUCUAACUCUUUCUAGUAAUUCUUUCACCCAUUGUCUAUCUCUUUCUAGUAAUUCUUUCACUCUCUGUCUAUCUCUUUCUAGUAAUUCUUUCACUCUCUGUCUAUCUCUUUCUAGUAAUUCUUUCACUCUCUGUCUCUCUCUUUCUAGUAAUUCUUUCACUCAUUGUCUAUCUCUUUCUAGUAAUUCUUUCACUCUCUGUCUGUCUCUUUCUAGUAAUUCUUUCACUCUCUGUCUAUCUAUUUCUAGUAAUUCUUUCACUCUCUGUCUAUCUCUUUCUAGUAAUUCUUUCACUCUCUGUCUGUCUCUUUCUAGUAAUUCUUUCACUCAUAGUCUAUCUAUUUCUAGUAAUUCUUUCACUCUCUGUCUCUCUCUUUCUAGUAAUUCUUUCAAUCUCUGUCUAUCUACUUCUAGUAAUUCUUUCACUCAUUGUCUAUCUCUUUCUAGUAAUUCUUUCACUCUCUGUCUAUCUCUUUCUAGUAAUUCUUUCACUCUCUGUCUAUUUCUAGUAAUUCUUUCACUCAUUGUCUAUCUCUUUCUAGUAAUUCUUUCACUCUCUGUCUAUCUCUUUCUAGUAAUUCUUUCACUCUCUGUCUGUCUCUUUCUAGUAAUUCUUUCACUCAUAGUCUAUCUAUUUCUAGUAAUUCUUUCACUCUCUGUCUAUCUCUUUCUAGUAAUUCUUUCACACUUUGUCUAUCUCUUUCUAGUAAUUCUUUCACUCUCUGUCUAUUUCUAUAAUUCUUUCACUCUCUGUCUAUCUCUUUCUAGUAAUUCUUUCACUCUCUGUCUGUCUCUUUCUAGUAAUUCUUUCACUCAUAGUCUAUCUAUUUCUAGUAAUUCUUUCACUCUCUGUCUAUCUCUUUCUAGUAAUUCUUUCACACUUUGUCUAUCUCUUUCUAGUAAUUCUUUCACUCUCUGUCUAUUUCUAGUAAUUCUUUCACUCAUUGUCUAUCUCUUUCUAGUAAUUCUUUCACUCUCUGUCUAUCUCUUUUUAUUCAUUCUUUCACUCUGUGUCUAUUUCUUUCUAUUCAUUCUGUCCGUCUUUCUCUAUAUAGUUCUGUUCAUUCUUUUCUUCUUUGCCUAUUUCUUUUUGUUCAUUCUUUCUUUGUCUAUCAUUUGCUCUUCACUCUUUCCAUCUUUCUCUAUCUCGUUCUCUUCAUUCUUUUCUUCUUUGUCUAUCACGUUCUGUUUAUUAUCUUCGUCUUUCCCUAUUUGUGUAUCUCUUCCUCUUCCUUCUUUCCCUCUUUGUCUCUUUCUGUUCCCGCUUUCUCCUCUCAAUCACGUUCCGUUCAUUCUUCCCCCCCUCUACGUCUAUCUUUUUCUGUUCCAUCUAACUCCUUCUGUCCCUUUUUCCACUCUUUGUCUAUUUUUAUUCUCUUUAUUCCUUCCUUCUUUGUCCAUCUCCUACUCUUCAUUCUUUAUCAACAGAGAAAUAGAGAAAAUAUGA
Acanthosepion pharaonis is the source of this 2817-nucleotide messenger RNA. The record is from the annotation of a GenBank genome assembly. Lineage: Eukaryota; Metazoa; Mollusca; Cephalopoda; Sepiida; Sepiidae.